Messenger RNA from Cryptococcus wingfieldii CBS 7118, 840 nucleotides. RefSeq lists its product as hypothetical. The record is from RefSeq and is a predicted model, not a curated record. NCBI's taxonomy places the organism in Eukaryota, Fungi, Basidiomycota, Tremellomycetes, Tremellales, Cryptococcaceae. Gene Ontology annotation, biological process: protein transport. Bases 1 to 840 code for a protein of 279 amino acids. The transcript is spliced from 5 exons.
AUGUCUCCUUGGAACGCUCCCCGCGCCAAACUAAGAUGCGUCCCCCAGGUCCAGCUCAAACUAUCCAUCCAGCGCCUCCGCACUCUCCAACAAAAAAAACACGCCCUCGCCAAAGCCUCCCGGCGGUCCAUCGCCGACCUGCUCGCCCAGGGGCGCGUGGAGACGUGUAGGUUGAGGGUGGAGGGGCUGAUACAGGAUGAUAUUGGGGUGGAGGUUUUGGAGGUUUUAGAACUUUACUGCGAGAAACUGCAAGCCCGCUUCAACAUGCUCGACGCUUCUACGCAAUACAGCGGCACCGAACCCGACGCUUCCAUAUCCGACGCCGUCUGCGCCAUCGUCUACGCCGCGCCGAGAACCGAAUUGAAAGAACUACAAGUCCUCCGCGAUAUCCUUAUGCACAAGUUCGGUCGCCCAUUCGCCCUCUCCCUCCUCCCCACCGAACCUCCCCCCGACACCGUCCCCGCGCGGCUCACCUCCAAACUCGCACUCUACCAACCCACCCCGGAACUCGUGGACCUGUAUCUAUGGGAAAUUGCGAAAGGGUACAAAGUCGAGUGGGUCCCGGAGAGCGUCGCCUCCGAGACUGCCGCUGCCGCUGCCGGCGAGGAAGAUGAAGAUGAAGAUGAAGGCGGCGAGGAAGAUGAAGAUGAAGAUGAAGGCGGCGAGGCAGAAGGCGAGGAUGGUGAAGAUGGGGAUAAGGGUGAAGGCAAAGAAGGGGGCAAAGAAGGGGGUGAGCAGAAGGAGUCGACAAAGGGGAAAGAAGCGGAAGGAGUGAAGGAGAAGAAGCUGUCCCCGGAAGAAGAGCUUGCGGCGAGGUUUGCUCAGCUCAAAAAGGUGUAA